UCUUUUCUCUAUUAACCCUCUUUUCGAAGAAGCUAACGCCAAAACGAUGUCGUAUGUGCCUCCGCACCUCAGAAACCCGAGUUCCACCACCGUCGCCACCGCCAGAACCCCCUCCGUAACCCUAGACAACCACCACCACCACCACCACAAGCUCGCAUUCGCCUCCAACACCACCACCAAUUGCUCUCCAUCUCUCUCCUCCUUCCACAACAAUGCCUCUCGCCGGAGCUCCGCCGCGCCUCCCUCGCCGCGGAUUCUCGCCAACCCCGACACCAUCUUCCCCCAAUGGCAACCCUCCGAACGCGUUUCCCGCAUGACUCCGGAACAGAUUGAAGAGGUCCGGUCCAGGCUUAAUCUUGAUGUUGCUGUCGCAUCUGACUCUCCUCCUGCACCUGCUCCAAUAGAAUCGUUUACUGAUAUGUGUUUGCAUCCGAGUAUCAUGAAGGACAUUGCUUACCAUGAAUACACCAGGCCAACUUCGAUCCAGGCACAGGCCAUGCCAAUUGCUCUCAGUGGAAGGGAUCUAUUGGGUUGUGCUGAAACCGGUAGUGGAAAGACUGCAGCUUUCACAAUUCCUAUGAUACAGCAUUGCUUGGCCCAACAUCCCAUUCGGCGCAAUGAUGGUCCCCUGGCAUUAGUUUUGGCUCCUACGAGAGAACUUGCUCAACAAAUAGAAAAAGAGGUUAAAGCUUUUAGCAGAUCUCUUGAGUCAUUAAAAACUGCCAUAGUUGUGGGCGGAACCAACAUUGAAAAGCAGAGGUCUGAACUAAGAGCUGGAGUUGAAAUAGCAGUUGCCACCCCUGGAAGAUUCAUUGAUCAUUUACAACAAGGCAACACUUCCCUCUCCAGAAUUUCUUUUGUUGUUCUAGAUGAGGCAGAUAGAAUGCUUGAUAUGGGUUUUGAACCACAGAUAAGAGAGGUAAUGAGAAAUCUUCCAGAGAAGCAUCAAACACUGCUGUUUAGUGCGACUAUGCCUGUGGAGAUUGAAGAAUUAUCAAAAGAGUACUUAGCUAACCCAGUGCAAGUGAAGGUGGGGAAAGUGAGUAGCCCAACAACUAAUGUUUCACAAACUCUUGUGAAAAUUUCUGAAAAUGAGAAGAUUGAUCGGCUUCUAGAUUUGCUUGUAGAGGAGGCAUCACAGGCCGAAAAAUGUGGUCAUCCAUGUCCAUUAACAAUUGUGUUUGUUGAGAGGAAGACAAGGUGUGAUGAAGUUGCUGAAGCAUUGGUAGCUCAAGGAUUAUCUGCAGUUUCUCUUCAUGGUGGUCGCAGUCAGAGUGAAAGAGAAGCUGCCUUGCAUGAUUUUCGGAGUGGCUCCACCAACAUUUUGGUUGCCACUGAUGUCGCGUCUCGUGGCUUGGAUGUCACAGGAGUGUCACAUGUCAUUAAUCUAGAUCUUCCAAAGACCAUGGAAGAUUAUGUACACCGGAUUGGAAGGACAGGGCGUGCGGGAUCAACUGGCUUAGCUACUUCAUUUUACACUGAUCGCGACAUGUUCCUCGUGGCAAAUAUAAGGAAAGCAAUAGCUGAUGCAGAAUCUGGGAACACACUGACAUUUGCAACCGGAAAGGUUGCUAGAAGGAAGGAGAAAGAAGCAGCAGCUGCACAAAAAGAGGCAAAUAUUGCUUUAUCCAAACAGUUAGGAUUGGGAGCUGCUUCAAUGAACAUUGAAGAUAAAUAUAAAUUCAUGAUUACUGCCACAAACACUAAAAAAGAGGGAGCAGCAGAUAGUGCCUGGGAUGAUUAACGAAGUAUUUGGUUCUUCCCAUAUUUGAUUGGUGACAACUGCUAAAGCCUUUUAAGUGCUGGUGCAUAAUUGAUAUUGAGUGCAUUUAUAGGUUUGUUGCUUUUAAGACGCUGGAGAUGGAGAAGUUUCUUGUUAAGUUUCCAAGUCUACGUAUUGUUUCACACCGUUGUAACCAACUAGCUUGCUAGACGCCUAGGUGCUUUGUAGAGUUGUCAUGCAGGUAGUGCAUCUUAUGUAAUCAUAGAAGUGCAAGUUUUUUUUAAAUUUGUGUUACGCCGAAUAUACCACUGUUCGCACAAAUAUUUCAUCAUCAUUAAAUGUAUAUAUCCAGCUUGCUGCAUUUCACACA
This is a messenger RNA of Glycine soja, 2093 nucleotides long. RefSeq names its product DEAD-box ATP-dependent RNA helicase 20-like. Gene Ontology annotation, molecular function: RNA helicase activity; nucleic acid binding; ATP binding. The record is from RefSeq and is a predicted model, not a curated record. Bases 47 to 1744 code for a protein of 565 amino acids. The transcript has 15 exons. Lineage: Eukaryota; Viridiplantae; Streptophyta; Magnoliopsida; Fabales; Fabaceae.